This is a messenger RNA of Trichoderma asperellum CBS 433.97, 1368 nucleotides long. RefSeq lists its product as uncharacterized. Lineage: Eukaryota; Fungi; Ascomycota; Sordariomycetes; Hypocreales; Hypocreaceae. The record is from RefSeq and is a predicted model, not a curated record. Gene Ontology annotation, molecular function: agmatine deiminase activity; protein-arginine deiminase activity. Gene Ontology annotation, biological process: putrescine biosynthetic process.
CAAUAUAAAAACCCUUCCUCUCCAUGCAAGAACGUUAUAUCAAUUUAACCUUCAAUCCAACUUUUAACCACAGUUCUGAGUCUUCACACAUCCAUCUUUCACAAGCUUUCUUCGUACAAAGACUUCUAUCAUUGCUUUCUUCUUUAAGCCAUGUCUGACUACACUCUUCGCCGCCUUGCAGAAUGGACGCCUCACAGCGGCGUUAUUCUAGGCUGGCCGGGCUUGGAGGGAAUCCUUAAGGACUACCCAGAUAUGCUGGCCAAAGCAACACAGGAGGUGUCAAAUAUUGCCCAGGCUAUCGCUCACUUUGAGCCUGUCACUCUUACAGUCGGUGCUGAGCGUAUUGAGGAGGCCGAAGCAUACUUCAGCGAGAUUGAAACCCCCUUCCCAAUCCAACUGCACCGCAUUGAAGGGGAUAGCAUGGAUGUCUGGUUGAGGGACUUUGGACCGGUAUUUGUUAUCAAGGAGGGUCCUAGAGACAACCGCAGCCUCGCUGGCGUUGACUAUAACUUUAACGGCUGGGGCGGUAGGUACCCCACGCCCACAACCACUGAAUUUGCGGAGAAGUUUCUGAGAGAUAAGCGAAUUGAGCGUAUUGAGACAUCUAUCGUGACCGAAGGUGGCGCGUUAGAGACUGACGGCGAGGGAACUCUAAUGCUAACGGAGAGCUCUAUUGUUAAUGACAAUAGAAACCCCGGCAAGAGCCGCCAAGAGAUCGAAAAUGAGCUUGUGCGCACUCUUGGUGUUGAGAAGAUCAUCUGGAUUCCCGGCAGGCCAGGGCUUGACUCAACUGACUGCCACAUCGACGCCCUGGCCCGUUUCGUCCGCCCAGGUGUCAUCCUCCUGAGCAAAGCCAAUGAAGCGAAGCCGACAGAGUGGACGAUCGUUUAUGAGGAAGCCCUUGAGAUUCUUAGCUCUGCUACGGAUGCAAGAGGCCGUCCAUUUGAGAUUAUAGAGGUGGAAGAGCCCGACGAGGAUCUCUUCGAGCCUCCUCCGAAGGGCGCCCUCGGGGUUAAGGGCAUCGAAGACGAUCGUGCUGUGCGAAGUUACACCAAUUACCUUUUGGUCAACGGGGGUAUAAUCCUGCCUCAGUUUGGCGAUCCAGCGCAUGAUGCCGCAGCCAUCAGAGCUGCUCAAAUGCUCUUUGGGUUGGAGAGGAGAAUCUACCCCGUUCUCAUUGACCAGCUUCCCAUCUUAGGGGGCGGUGUUCAUUGCGCCACUCAAGAAGUUCCUUUGAUCCCUGAAAACUGAGGUUUUUCUGAAAUGGGCCAUUUCCGAUGCACUCAGCCCUUUCCGUUGGAUUUUAUUUGAGCAUAGCUGCCGUAAUAUAGUGUAGCAAAUAAAUUAUAAAUUCUGGUUACAUCAUUU